AUGGCUCGAACACCCUCGAUACUUGAUAUACAAAAAACCUUAAAAAGAACAGAUAUAGCCGCACGACAAAAAGAUAAAUGGCGCGAUCGUUUGAACAAACAACAACUACUCACACUAAAUCUUACUUCGAAAGAGCAAAAACGGCAAGAAAUUAUCAAUGAAAUAGUUCUGACAGAAAAAGAAUACUUGAGUGAUUUGAAGUUGGUUCAUAAGAACUUCGGUAAGACGCCAGUUGAUGGAAUAUAUGUUCCUAUCGAAAUCGUGCGGAUGUUUAGUAAUAUUGCAGAUAUGAUUCGAUUGCAUGAACAUCUUUAUAUGUCCUUGCAAACUAGGCAGAAUCUGCAGCACCCUGUUGUGCAAUGUAUAUCUGAAGUAUUUCUUCCUUUUGUUGAAAGAUUCGAUAUCUAUUCGGCGUAUUUGGUUAAUUAUACCAACGCUACGCAGCAAAUCGAUAAAAUGAUCCAAAAUCAAACUGCAUACGGUGCCUUUCUAAAGGAACGAGAAAAAUUACCAGAUUGUCGUAAAUUGCCUUUACAAGCAUUUUUAAUUGCCCCAGUUCAACGUCUAGCUAAAUAUCCUUUAUUGUUUAAGGGGUUGUUGGAUGUUACUCCUCAAGAUAGCUCUGAUUAUAAUAACACUUGCCAAUUAUAUAAGCAAAUGGAUUCUUUAAUACGGAAAUUAGAAGAUGAGAAACGUAAAGAAGAUACACUUGAUAGACUUACGAGAUUAGAAUUGACGAUGAAGGGGCUAUCGCCAUUUAAACUUGCAAUACCAAAUCGUCAACUGAUACACGAAGGUGCUUUAAAACGUCUUAUGAUACCCACAACAAAACAAGUUUCUUCCGGAUCAUCACCUCAUUUCCCAUUAUUCUCAUUCGGAAAUGAAAGUUCGAUCUCUCUAUAUGUUUUCCUGUUCGAUGAUCUGGUGUUAUGGACACAAAAACGAAAACAAAAGAAUCGUAAACAAGAGAAAGAAGAGGUUUAUAAAUUAUUGGUUCCACCUGCAAAGAUUACACAUGUGAUGGAAAGACCAGAUGAUCAAGGAUAUUCGAAUUUAUUUGAGUGCACCUCGAUUCACAAUGGUCGCGCAACUUUUAUCUUACAGGCAAGUAGCCAAAAAGAGAAAUCUCGAUGGAUAACUGUAAUUCGAAGUGUACUCAAAAAGCAUACGAAUCGUAAUAGUGGGGAUCUUCAUGAUCAAUGGUGGUUUUAUUAUCACAUUAAAGAAGAGUGUCGUAAAAGUGGCGAUGAUAACAAAGACUCUUCAAGUCCGGAAGUUUCUAACGUAUUAUGGUCUUGCAUCUUAAAACAUGAGAUAUUACACGUUUCUUCACUUGAAGUUAUCGAACACAUUGGCACGAAAAGACCGUAUCCCAUUGUCACCGAUACUUCUCCUCCACUCCAG
This is a messenger RNA of Ambispora leptoticha, 1404 nucleotides long. The record is from the annotation of a GenBank genome assembly. NCBI's taxonomy places the organism in Eukaryota, Fungi, Glomeromycota, Glomeromycetes, Archaeosporales, Ambisporaceae.